GUCACAACACUCAGCACAUUAGACCCUUGCAGAAGGAGUCUGUGUCAAAACAAGUGCUGCUGUAACCAAAUAAAAUAUCCAGCACCCUACCUCUAUCACCUUUCUGUAACCUAGUAUGAUAUACACCGUAUGCACUCAGUGAUUUAACAGUAUUCGAAAUCCAGCUCUACUGGAAAACAAAGUUUGUAGGAAACUAAUCCAACAGGGGAAGUCCGCUUCACUCUUUGGCUCUAAGGUCAAGAACUUGCUGAGAGUUCGACUUGACGGGGAAACAACAGGAAUUACAAAAAUGACUGAAAGAAAAGAAAAAAAGAGAAUCUGUUCAGAGAAGAGAAGAGAAAAAUCACGAGAUGCAGCACGCUAUCGGCGGAGCAGAGAAAGUGAGAUGUUCCUACAGCUGGCCGAAGAACUUCCCCUUCCUCUCAGUCUAACCUCACACCUGGAUAAGGCCUCCAUUAUGCGGCUUGUCAUCAGCUUCCUCCGCCUCCAAAAUCUUAUUGCUACAGAUAAGAAUGAUAAAUGUAAUGACAUUCCUAGCCAACUGAGUCUUCUGUUUCAAGCUCUGGAUGGCUUUCUCAUGGUGGUUUUCCAAACAGGAGAGAUAAUUUUCCUUUCUGAAAAUGUCACUAAACACUUGGGUCCCCCACAGAUGGAACUAAUUGGACAAAGCCUGUUUGACCUGAUUCACCCAUGUGACCAUGAAGAGAUACGAGAAAUUCUUCAUUUUAAAAAUGACACCGCAAAGAGAAAAGCUGGAAAUGAAAAUGACUUCUUCAUACGGAUGAAAUGCACCUUAACAAGUCAAGGAAAGACAGUGAACCUCAAGUCAGCAUCCUGGAAGGUGAUGCACUGUAUGGGAAAAAUAAAGCUGCUCCCAUCAUUUCAAGGCACCAUGAAAGGUUGUUGGGGAUGUUUGGUCCUUCUUUGUGAACCAAUUCCUUUUCCAAAUGACUUGGAGGCAACUUUAAACAACAAGAUGCUCCUGACACGCCAUAGCAUGGACAUGAAAUUCACCUUCUGUGACAAAAGUGUGAAAGAUGUCAUUGGAUAUGAGGAGAAGGAGCUGCUCGGGCAUUCUGUCUACGGAUACUACCAUGCGCUGGAUGUGAACCACAUCAAGAAAAGUCAUCACAACUUAUUCACCAAAGGUCAAGUGUCAACGAGGCAGUAUCGGAUGCUGGCCAAACACGGGGGUUACAUCUGGAUGCAGACUGAUGCCACAGUGAUCUACAGUGGCUGCAAUACUCAGCCACAUUGUGUCAUCUGCAUGAACUAUAUCCUCAGUGGUCCAAUGGAGACAGAUUUGAUACUGUCCAUUGAACAAGCAGCUCAUCUUCCUGUGUCAUCCCCAUCAAAGAACACCAAAGACACACUUCUGGUGGAAGAAAAUCAUUUGCCUUGUGAAAAGCUGCAAAAGAAAUCAGUGGAUCAAACAAAAAUGGUAUCGACUCCCAGAGACACCAUCACAUCCCAAAGUUUCAGUCAAGGAGAGGUGCUACGAAGGUAUGACCAUGGACAGCAGUACACAGAUAAUAUGCAUCACCUCCUAAAACCAUUGUAUGCAGAUGAAGCUGAAAUUCAGUAUCAAAGGAGAACAGACGCCAAUGCUACCAACAAAGUCCUGAAGUCAGAAGUGACAAAUCCUGGCUAUGCUGCCCAUCCAGUAAUACAGUAUAGUGCGAACAACUGUUGCCGACCUAGUCAUAAUCUCAGCAGCAGCAGCACUGCUAACAGGAAUGAUGCCAUUAAAGUCAAGGAGAAAUAUGCUGUCCCAGGAGAGUACUCACCCCAGCUGGAGAUGAUUGAGAAACUAUUUGCCUCUGAUAUUGAAUCACAAUCUCAGGCUGUCUGUGCCAUGCAGGGAGAUAAUGAUUUAGAUCUGGACACUCUGGCACCAUAUAUCCCAAUGGAUGGUGAAGAUUUUGAGUUGACUCCUAUCACUGAGGAACAUAUGCUUCAUGAGAGAAAUGGAAGCAACUUUCAGGAUCCCCUCAGUAGUUCUGAAUACUAUAAGCCAACAAUGAUGUCAUCAGUGACUCAACCACAACUUCAUCCAUCAAUGGAAAAGGUCUUUACUCCCCAGAAAAAGACAGACUUCAUAAAGCAGUCACUCCCGCUAGAGCAAAUGUCAUGUAAUUGCUGGAGAGCUGAAAAGAAUGCAACAGGAGCGCAUCCAUACUACAGAGGCCAAGGAGUGCCAACUCCUAGCCAGGGUGGCCAGCCUGCAGUACUCUGGCCACCAGAUUCUACAUUCAAAAAUGCCACAAAGCAGCCAGCAUCUGGAGACUGGUCUUUCCCACCAUGUGGACACACACCACAGCAAUACUUCCCAUAUAUACAAAAAGCAAGGUAUAAUGCUGUCUGGCACCCUUGUCAGUAUAAAGGACCUCCUGGGCCAUUUCUUGUCAACAGCUUCAAGAGGAAGCAUGAGACACAAUUCCCAUCUCUGCAGCAACAGGGGCUCAGUGAGUGCCUGCGUGAUGUCAGUGCUUCGCCACCUCCCUUCAGGAAGAAUAAGAGAAUACAUUCUUCAUCUAAUAGAGAGAAUGGAAAGCACUCACAAGUAGAGGAAGACUAUAGCUGGCCAAAAUCAGAUGGUAUAACCUUUCUACUGGCUCCAGCUCCUGACAUCAGUAAUCUGCCAGUUCUGAACAACCUGGACUGUGAGGUAAACGCCCCUUUGCAGGGAUUAACCAGACUUCUCCAAGGGAGAGAGUUACUAUGGGUCCUGGACGAGGCCUCCAGGGUCAUGCCAGCAACUACAGCCAGUGGCCUUUCUGAGAGAUGCUAAGCAAAGGCACCACCCAGAACAAAGGGACAUAAAAUUAAUUAUGCAAGCACCUUCUAAACUGCAGAUGUAGCCAUUUCUAUUGCACUUUUGCUUUAAAUGAAUCUGUAUUCAAGUGUUUUUGAAAACUGAAGUAUUGUCAGUAAUGAGAACUGAAAUCGGAGUCCACAUGUAAAAUGUCGUUAGCUAUAUGUGUAUCUAUUUUACUAUACAGCAUAGUCCUGACCUUACAGGCCAAAUUCCUGAUGAAGCUGUAAUAAGACAAUUUACUUAAUUAUUUAAGUGUGGUGUUUAUAUUAUGUAAGGUAUAAACAGCUAGAAAUCCUAAGCUAAAACAGUAUAGUUCCUUUUGCUCAGAGGCACAUGUAAGGUAGAGCAGGCUAUUAGAUAAAUGAAGUAUAUAUCUUUCCAUCAGCAUGGAUUCUAGGUAUAACAAACAGUACAGAGGAUCCAAAAGGAGUGCAGAAUUAUUUCUAGGAUGGCACUGUCACAUAUAACAGAAAAUAAAAAUGAUUUAAUCAUUGUAGCUGUUCUGUCAUGAAGUGUCACAUAAAAGUAUGGAAGACAUAAACUACGUUUUAAAAGUAUACAAAAUUAGAAGUGCCACUAAGAAAGGAAAAGGAGCUCCUGAAAGCAUUUGUUUGUCUUGCUCAUUUUAUUAAAUAAAGAUCAGAAAGAAA
Molecule: messenger RNA, 3468 nt
Organism: Protopterus annectens (West African lungfish)
Lineage: Eukaryota; Metazoa; Chordata; Ceratodontiformes; Protopteridae
Product: hypoxia-inducible factor 1-alpha-like
Exons: 15
Coding region: 290-2791 (833 amino acids)
Biological process (GO): cellular response to hypoxia; regulation of transcription by RNA polymerase II
Molecular function (GO): DNA-binding transcription factor activity, RNA polymerase II-specific; protein dimerization activity; RNA polymerase II transcription regulatory region sequence-specific DNA binding
Source: RefSeq, a predicted model, not a curated record